This is a messenger RNA of Triticum dicoccoides, 1108 nucleotides long. RefSeq lists its product as uncharacterized. The record is from RefSeq and is a predicted model, not a curated record. Lineage: Eukaryota; Viridiplantae; Streptophyta; Magnoliopsida; Poales; Poaceae. Bases 124 to 1056 code for a protein of 310 amino acids. Gene Ontology annotation, molecular function: nucleic acid binding; zinc ion binding. The transcript has 2 exons.
CCUUCGACCCCUCGCCCGCGGCCACUGCCUCGAGUCUGUCGGCUCCGGGUGGAGAACGGCGGUCGAUAGGUCUCCCGCCCGCUCUCCCCGAAGGCUGCAGCGGCUUCCACUCCGGCUGCACUGAUGAGCUCUCUGGCUCAGCCGUCCGUCGCCCCCGCCAGCCUUGCCGGCGCUGCGUUCGACCAGCUGCUAAAGCCACCGGCGACGAGCCCCAUCGGCGCCCCACCGCUCGAUCCAGAUCAGGCGGAUCUGGGUCCCGUCUCUCGGCCGGCUCCGACUGUGCUCAGCUCGAGGCAUGUCCCCCGUUGCUCCUUCAUCGAUGGCGAGGGGGGAGUGGCGGCUUCUCUGGACGCAGUACCUACCGCUUCAGCUCCGCAAGCCGCUGUUGCAGGUGACGGGCUCGUCGUGGCGGCUUCUCUGGACGCAGUAUCUACCGCUUCAGCUCCGCAAGCCGCUGUUGCAGGUGAUGGGCUCAUCGUGCCUCCGGUGCGCCCGGGCCGUGGAGACUGGCGAGGAUGUUUCGACCGGGUGGUGGCGUCGACAGUUCCUGUGGCUCCAUGCAAGAAUGUGUUGGGGGGCUGGCAGCUCGUCUCGAGAGAGCGUCGCUCGGCUCCUGCUGCUUUCCAUUGCCUUGCUGUUAAUGUGCGACGUCCCCCUCCGGUGUGGCUGAGAGACAGGUGUUUCCGAUGCUUGUGUCGAGGUCAUCGGGAAUACCCCUGUAGGGAUCCAAUUCGAUGCACGGAUUGUCUUCGAUCCGGCCACAUCGCCCGCUUCUGCCGUGCUAAGAAGCAUGUUCUCCAAGCUUCGCCACUCCAAUGUCCUACUCCAUCACCUGCAUCCAGCAGUGACAUCUCCAAGACAAAUGUGCAGUUCCAGUCUAUCUCGACUGAGAAAGUCGGGUUGGUGGAGGAGACAGAGCUACUUCGCACCGAGCCUUAUGACUUCCUUGCACGAGUCUGGAGUGUUUUGGGGAGGGCGAAGGCCGCUCUCGCCAAACUAGAGGUGGUGUCGGAUGUGUCUUCGCUGCCUGAGCUUCAGAUUGGGCUUGUGCCUUGAUAACGCAGGUAGUGGCCCUCAUUGAUUCGGUUUACCUACCAGAGAUGACCCC